UCUCCUCCUCUCCGGAUUCCUCUCUCUGCCUCCAUCCAGUGUACAGCGCGAGCUGCUGGGGCCCCUGACAGCGACAUGCUGCUCUCCCGGGGCCCCCUGGCGCCACAUGGGCCCCAAUCCCAGCCGGGCAUCAGCCGAGGAGGGAUCUGCUGAACCGUCGGAGAGCUGACAGCCGAUGAGCCGGGCGCCGCCGGGUGAGGGGCGCAGCCGGUGACCCGGAAUCGGGUGUCGGGAGAAUGUGGAUCCCAACCGAGGACGAGAAAUACGGAGUGGUCUUAUCCGGCUUCCGAGGAUCGGUGCCACAAGGGUUAACUCUAGAACUGGGAGAAACCGUCCACAUUCUGGAAAAAUGUGAAGGUUGGUACCGAGGAUCAUCAUUCAAGAACCCCAAUAUAAAGGGGAUAUUUCCAGCCAGCAUCAUCCACCUGAAGAAGGCGACAGUCAGCAACCGAGGGCAGUAUGAGACGGUGGUUCCGGUGGAAGACCCCCUGGUCACAGAGGUGACGACUACGCUGCAAGAAUGGGCCUCACUAUGGAAGCAGCUCUAUGUGAAGCACAAGGUCGACCUCUUCUACAAGCUGCGCCAUGUCAUGAACGAGGUGAUUGACCUGCGCAGGCAGCUGCAGUCGGGUCACCUGACUCAGGACCAAGUACGAGAGGUCAAGCGACAUCUGACCGUCCGACUGGACUGGGGCAAUGAGCACCUUGGUCUGGACUUAGUCCCCCGUAAGGAGUUUGAAGUGGUCGAUUCUGAACAGAUCAGCGUCUCUGACUUAUACAAGAUGCAUCUGUCAAGCCGACACAGCGUGCAGCAGAGCACCAAUCAGGUGAGAGGGGCGGCGAGUGACGGAGAGCGAAGAGGAGCCGGGAAGGAGGCGGACACCCUGCGUCAUCGACACAAGGAGCCUCGCGCCCCGGUGCCUCACCACCUGCUACUCAACUUGAAGAGCUUCACGCACAGCAACAUCGGGGAGGACGUGGACCUGUUCUUCUCGCUCUAUGACAUGAGAGAAGCCCGUCAGAUCAGCGAGAGGUUUAUGGUGAGACUGAACAAAAACGGCGGCCCCAGGAACCCCGAUAAGCCGGAGCGACUCUCAGCGCUGUUCACGGACCUCAGCAGCAGAGAUGUGAAGCGGGACCUCCACCUCGUCGUCCACGUCAUCAGGAUAGGCCGUAUGCUGUUAAACGACUCCCGGAAAGGCCCCUCGCACAUCCAUUACCGGCGGCCCUAUGGGUGCGCAGUCCUGAGCCUCGGGGAGGUGCUGCCGGCACUGUGCGAGCAUCGAGACGAGAAGGAUUUCGUCCUGAAGGUUUACACGUGUAAUAAUGAGAAUGAAUGGUAUCAGGUCCACGAGAAUAUCAUCCGUAAAAGCAGCACCAAAUACUCCACGCCGAGCUCCAACUAUGGGCUCAUCGUGUCUCUACAACUCCUGCGGGGUGACAUGGAGCAGAUCAGAAGAGAAAACCAGGUUCUCUUUAACAGAGGCGCAGCCGUCACCCGCAAGCUGGGCUUUCCUGACGUCAUCAUGCCAGGGGACAUCCGCAACGACCUCUAUGUGACGCUGGAGAAGGGCGAGUUUGAGAGAGGAGGGAAAAGCGUUCAGAAGAACAUCGAAGUCACUAUGCACGUUCUGUACGCAGACGGCGAGAACCUGAGGGACUGCGUCAGUCUGGGCACCGGGGAGCCGCCGCGGACGCAGUAUCAUUCCUUCGUCCUCUACCACAACAACGGCCCGCGGUGGGGGGAGCUGAUCAAACUGCCCAUCCCUAUCGAUCGUUUCCGGGGCUCCCAUCUACGCUUCGAGUUCAGGCACUGCUCCACAAAAGAUAAAGGUGAGAAGAAGCUCUUUGGUUUCUCCUUCACACCUCUGAUGAGAGAUGACGGGACCACGCUGUCCGACAAUAUCCAUGAGCUCUACGUCUACAAGUGUGAUGAGAACAGCACCUUCAACAACCACGCACUGUACCUGGGCCUGCCCUGCUGCAAGGACGACACCAGCGGCUGCCCCAACAUCCCAUCCAGCCUCAUCUUCCAGCGCAGCUCCAAGGAGACCUUCUCUAUCUACACCCAGCUCUCCUCCACCAAGCUCACCCAGAACGUUGACCUCCUGGCUCUCCUAAAGUGGAAAGUCUACCCGGACCGGAUACUGGACAUUCUCGGUCGCCUGCGUCAUGUGAGCGGAGAGGAAAUUGUGAAGUUCCUGCAGGACAUCUUGGACACACUGUUUGUUAUCCUAGACGACAACACGGAGAAGUAUGGUCUGCUCGUCUUCCAGUCACUGGUCUUCAUCAUCAACCUUUUGCGGGAAAGUAAAUAUUACCAUUUCCGCCCGGUGCUGGAUACCUACAUCCAGAAACACUUUGCUGGUGCUCUGGCCUACAGAGAACUGAUUCGCUGCCUGAAGUGGUACAUGGAGCGAUCAGCGGAUCUCGUGCGGCAGGACCACAUUCAGGAAGCCAUGAGGGCUUUGGAAAUCCUCUUCAAAUUCAUCAUCCAGUCUCGCCUGCUCUUUGCACGGUCCACCGGCGGCUUGGAGGAGGAGCAGUUCCGCUGCAGCAUCCACGACCUCUUCCAGUCCAUGCGUUUUGUGCUGAGCCUGGACACACGGAGCUCCGAUACCCUCCUCUUCACACAGCAAGCCUCGUCCGGAGGAGAGGUGAGCGGCAAGGGGGAGCCAGACAAUCAAAAGACUGGGGGCUCCAACAGCCCGUCAACAGUCUGCUUCGCUGCCCUGCUCAGCUCCUUUCCCGCCAUCUUCGAGGAGUUGCUGCCCAUGUUCUCGGUGACGGAGGUGGCGGAGUUCGUUCGGGGCACGCUCAGCAGUCUCCCGAGCACGCUGCACCUGGGGCAGUCCAUGGAUGUGGUCAAGCUGCAGUCUAUCGGCCGGACUGUCGACUGUCGCCUCUUCACAUUCCCAGAGGCGCGCCGGAUUCUGCUGCCGGUGGUGCUGCAUCACAUCCACCUUCACCUGCGCCAACAGAAGGAGUUGCUGGUCUGUUCCGGAAUCCUCAGCAGCAUCUUCUCCAUCAUUAAGAGCAGCUCAGCGGAGGUGGAUGUGGGCGAGGAAGUCCAGAUGUUGCAGGAAAGUUUGCUGGACGUCCUUCUACAGACGCUGCUCAUCAUCAUGAGUAAAUCGCAGUCGCAGGAGGCGGUAAGAGGCCAGCGCUGCCCCCAGUGCACCGCCGAGAUCACUGGGGAGUAUGUCUCUUGCCUGCUGUCUCUACUGCGACUGAUGUCAGACACCCACUACCAACACCUACUGCACAACUUCCAGAGCAAGGAGGAGCUGAAGGAAUUCCUGCUGAAGAUUUUCUGCGUCUUCCGAAACUUGCUGAAGUUGAGCGUCUUCCCGCCAGACUGGACCGUGAUGAGGCUGUUGGCCAGCAACAUCAUCGUGACGACCAUCCAGUACGUUUCGCCCGCCGUCCACAAGAACUUCGGUGAAGGAGACUUUGACUUCAAGGUGUGGAACUCCUACUUCAGCCUGGCCGUUCUUUUCAUCAACCAGCCCAGUCUACAGAUGGAAAACUUUGCAGCAGGAAAAAGGAGACGCAUCCUGGACAAGUACGGCGAUAUGCGAGUUAUGAUGACCUAUGAACUCUUCAACAUGUGGCAGAACCUGGGAGAACACAAAUAUCACUUCAUCCCGGGGAUGAUCGGCCCUUUCCUGGGCGUCUCGCUCGUCCCGCAGCCGGAGGUGCGAAAUAUCAUGAUCCCCAUUUUCCACGACAUGAUGGACUGCGAACAGCGGCGGAACGGCAAUUUCAAGCAGGUGGAGGCCGAGCUGAUCGAUAAACUGGACACGCUGGUCUCCGAGGGAAAGGGCGAUGAAAACUAUCGAGAACUCUUCGGCCUCCUCUCGCAGCUCUUCGGUCCGUAUCCCAGUUUGCUGGAGAAGAUCGAGCAGGAGACGUGGAGGGAACCAGGAGCCUCGUUUGUGACCUCGGUGACGCGUCUCAUGGAAAGACUUCUGGACUACAGGGACUGUAUGAAGGGGGAGGAGACAGAGAACAAGAAGGUCGGCUGUACGGUGAAUCUGAUGAAUUUCUACAAAUCGGAAAUUAAUAAAGAAGAGAUGUACAUCCGAUAUAUUCAUAAACUAGGUGACCUGCACCUCCAGGCGGAGAGCUACACAGAAGCCGCGUUCACCCUGAUCCUGUACUGGGAGAUGCUGCAGUGGGAAGAACGCGCCCUGCGCGAGUUCCUCCAUUACCCCGCCCAGACCGAAUGGCAACGCAAAGAGAGCCUGAGCCGCAAAAUCAUCCACUACUUCAACAAGGGCAAGUGCUGGGAAUAUGCGAUCCCUCUGUGCCGGGAGCUGGCGGCUCAGUAUGAGAAACUCUACGACUUUCAGAGCCUCAGCUGGAUAUUGAAAAUGGAGGCCUCCUACUAUGACCACAUCAUGGACCAGCAGAGGCUUGAGCCGGAGUUUUUCAGAGUUGGAUUUUAUGGGAAGAAGUUUCCGUUCUUUUUACGGAAUAAGGAAUUUGUGUGCCGAGGUCACGACUACGAGCGUCUGGAGGCCUUUCAGCAGAGGAUGCUGAGCGAGUUCCCGCAAGCCAUCGCAAUGCAGCACCUCAACCAUCCCGAUGACACCAUCCUGCAGAGCGACGCUCAGUACCUGCAAAUUUAUGCGGUGACUCCGCUCCCGGACACUCCGAGAGUCCUCAGUAUGGAUCACGUCCCGGAGAGGAUCAAGAGCUUCUACCGAGUAAACAACGUCCGCAGAUUCCGCUACGACCGUCCGUUCCACCGGGGAGCUCGGGACAAAGACAACGAGUUCAAGAGUCUAUGGAUAGAGCGGAGCACUCUCACGCUGUCUCACAAUCUCCCGGGAAUCUCCUGUUGGUUUGAAGUACAGAAGAGAGAGCUGGUGGAGGUGAGUCCGCUGGAGAACGCCAUUCAGGUUCUGACUAACAAGACGCAGGAGCUGCGGGCGCUGAUCACCCAAUACCAACACCACAACCUGCAUGGCAACAUCAACCUGCUCAGCAUGUGUCUGAACGGCGUCAUCGAUGCCGCGGUGAACGGAGGAAUCACCCGCUACCAGGAGGCGUUCUUUGAUAAGGAAUACAUCGCCCAACACCCGGAAGAUGCAGAGAAGAUCAGCCAGCUGAAGGAGCUCAUGCAGGAGCAGGUACACGUGUUGGGGGUGGGGCUGGCGGUGCACGAGCGCUGCGUUCACCCCGAGAUGCGGCCGCUGCACAAGAAGCUGGUAGACCAGUUCCAGGUCAUGCGCUCCAGUCUGUACCAGCUUUUCUUGUACGCCCCCCAGGAGUUCCCUACACUGGAGAAGAUGAACCCGUCCUGUGCGCCGCUUCCUCGCGGGAACAUCCUCCUAUCGCACGGAGCGCUAAAUAACGACAGCCUGAGACUCCUCCACAGACACAGCCCUCUGGUGGUCCUCGGCUCCGUGCGACAUUCCUCCUCCUCGCUCUCAUCUCACACCUCCAGCGACACUGGGACCACGCCCACCGCCGUGGACAGCGAGAACGAGGACCCCUAUUCUAUGCAGAUGCUGCUCCCCCACUCCCUCCACGCCGGAUCCAUCACAAAUGUUUCUGCGUUAUCAUCAUCCUACACAAGUCCCUCCUCCUCCAGCCUCAGCUCCACCCACUCUGCGCCAUCCCAGCUGGUCAACUCCGCCCCCUCCAGCACACGAGGUUCUCCCUCCCUACCUGAUAAAUACAGACAUUCACGAGAUUUGGUGAUGCUGCUUCCGGCACCGCGGGACCGGCCGAGUAGCGCCAUGUACCAAACUGGCGCAGAAAACGCACAGGUGGUGUCCCAGCGCUGCGUCUACCCCCGGGCCCUAUUCCAGCAAGUCCUCGGCCCCUGCAAGCCCUGCAGCGAUCCCAACCUCUCUGUGGCGGAGAAAGUCCUGGCAGCACCAAGCAGUUGGAGUUUGGACAGCGGGACCAGAGAAUCUCUUCCUUUCCUGACAACUCAUGUCGGGAGUGUCCUCACUCCCACCGGGACCCCCAGAGGCCUGACCCAGGGCCAUUACUCUCUGCACUUUGAUGCUUUUCAUCCCUCUAUGGGGGACGGAGCGCCUGCAUUACCCACCAGAUCCCUGCGCAAGAGCCCUCUGCACACGAUUCCCGCCUCGCCUACCAGCCCACAGUCCUGCUUGGAUGGCAGUAACUCGCCUCUCUCGGGCAGUGCCAGCAGCGGCGUCUCCUCCCUCAGCGAAGGAAACUUCUCCAGCUGCCCCGAUGCCGCAACCAGCGCAGAUUCCCGGACGGAGGAAGAGCAGAGCGGAUGUUUCCAGCACUACCCUCCCGUCCGGUACAGCCUCUCCGACCCCAACGGGCUGGAAACACCCAAGACCCAGCCAUGCCGGAGCCACUCUGCCCCUACCGGGGUGACUCCUCCGCGUUCACCCAGCGGGGAUCAGGAGGAGGGGAGCUCGGAGCAGGAGCGGCUGCGGAGAAUCCGGAGGAACUGCCACAUGGGCAAAGAACCACCGGCACGGGUCGGGUGGGAGCACAACAUGAGCAAACCCUAGGCCUGGACUGAAAUGGAGGAGACCGGUGGGCAACCGGAGGAGGACGAGGAGGUGUAUAAGGAGGAGGGGAAGUAUCAGUGUGUCCCGAUAUCUGUGUAUUAGGAGAAGAGUCCAACAAAGAGAACAUGCUCUACUGGGAACCAAUGCUCUGGCCCGAAUGUCUUUAGAAUGUCCCUAACGCGUUUCGGCUGAAGCCUUACUUGGAGUUAGGCUUCAGCCGAAACAUGUUAGGACAUUACUGCUGUGUCCUGCCAUGUAGCCAAUAACAAAUUGAUGUAAUGGAUGUUACCAAGUAGCCAGAUUCAUUAUAUUGGAGGAUUAUUAGGAGAGGAGAGGUCAGUGGCUCAAGGGGCAGCUGCUUUGGGCCCAACAACAAUGACUGGGCCCAGGGGCAGCUUCCCCUUUUGUCCUGUGUUAAAGACGACCCUGAUUAGGAGGAGGAGAGAUUAGUGUGUCCUGAUACCUGUGUAUUAGGAGGAGAUGAGAGGUCAGUGUGUCCUGAUAUCUGUAUAUUAGGAUCAGGGCCAUCUUUAAUAUUGAUUGAACCCUGAGCAAACGUUUUCUUGGGCACUCCUGAAUUCACUUAUCAAAUAUUUGCGGGCUCAAGGGGCAGCUGCUUUGGGCCCAACAACAAUAACUGGGCCCGGGGUAGCUGACCCUUUUGUCCCGUGUUAAAGACGACCCUGAUUGAGAGGAGGAGAGGUCAGUGUGUCUGAGAUCUGUGUAUUAGGAGAGGAGAGGUCAGUGGCUCAAGGGGCAGCUGCUUUGGGCCCAACAACAAUAACUGGGCUCGGGGCAGCUGCCCCUUUUGUCCCGUGUUAAAGACGACCCUGAUUGAGAGGAGGAGAGGUCAGUGUGUCUGAGAUCUGUGUAUUAGGAUGUCAGGGGUAUGUGGCAGCGAAUGGUGACAUCUGUUGUGCCUCCUCUUCCUCCUCCUCGUGCCUCCGCUCUCCCGCCAACCACCACCGCUCUCUUUAAUUCUCAGCUUGUCUUCUUGCUCCCACACCCCCCCCAGAACAUUUGGGAACAUUGUGGCAUACUCGUUCCGCCCUGUCACCGCCGGGUGUCACCUCUUGAUGUCUCCGAGGGUAGCGCGGAAUGGCGAGCCGCCAUCGGGGGGCGCCCUCGUUCUGUGUGUCCAUAUACUAUACCCUCCGGCGGUGCUGUGUUGUGUCCCCAAUGGUCAGCUUUCCGCAGGGUGUGUGUUUGUAUAUAUAUACGGUGUCCGCAUGUUCCUCGCACACGGCGUGCCGUCCAGUUUCUGUGUAAAUAAGAUUCACCGUUUAUGUUGUGAUUUCUUUCUUUCUUUUUUUUUUUUUUUUUUUUUGUUUUCCUUCAGAUGGUUGUUAUAUGAAAAUAAAGUUUACCACCCUCGA
This is a messenger RNA of Rana temporaria (common frog), 7885 nucleotides long. RefSeq names its product dedicator of cytokinesis 3 (gene DOCK3). Gene Ontology annotation, cellular component: cytoplasm; plasma membrane. Bases 237 to 6509 code for a protein of 2090 amino acids. Gene Ontology annotation, molecular function: small GTPase binding; guanyl-nucleotide exchange factor activity. The transcript has 55 exons. NCBI's taxonomy places the organism in Eukaryota, Metazoa, Chordata, Amphibia, Anura, Ranidae. Gene Ontology annotation, biological process: small GTPase-mediated signal transduction. The record is from RefSeq and is a predicted model, not a curated record.